AUGGCUAUUAAAUUAAAUUCGAAAGAUAGUAAUACGAAUAUUCGACAUAAUCCUAAACAGAUUGCAGAAACAAUCGCCAAGCACAUACCAAAACAUUCAAUUAUCGAUAAAUUUGAUAUCUCUGGUCCUGGUUUCAUUAAUAUAUAUAUUUCAACAGUAUUUGUUUCGACACAAAUACGAAAAAUUCUUUUAAACGGUGUUUUACCGCCGAAUGUCAAUAGUACAACGAAAAAAGUUGUUAUCGAUUUUUCGUCACCAAAUAUUGCCAAAGAAAUGCAUGUCGGUCAUUUACGGUAAAUAUUUUCGCAUACUGUUUCUUUUACACAUCUGUUCUAUAUGGCCCAUCCGUUAUAAGAUACAAAUAAUUGUAAUUCUUUCCAGCUUAGCCUGAAAGAUUUGGUCUAUUUAGAAAUUAAAUUCAAAAGAUAGUAAUACUUAGGGAUGCACCAAACCCGAAUAUUUGUGUUUGGUGCGUUUGGGUUGGGUGAAUAUUUGGGAUUUUGGGUUUGUAAUCUCAAAC
This is a messenger RNA of Didymodactylos carnosus, 520 nucleotides long. NCBI's taxonomy places the organism in Eukaryota, Metazoa, Rotifera, Eurotatoria, Philodinida, Philodinidae. The record is from the annotation of a GenBank genome assembly.